Molecule: messenger RNA, 2131 nt
Organism: Strongylocentrotus purpuratus (purple sea urchin)
Lineage: Eukaryota; Metazoa; Echinodermata; Echinoidea; Camarodonta; Strongylocentrotidae
Product: very long-chain acyl-CoA synthetase-like
Exons: 11
Coding region: 14-2131 (705 amino acids)
Molecular function (GO): long-chain fatty acid transmembrane transporter activity; long-chain fatty acid-CoA ligase activity
Source: RefSeq, a predicted model, not a curated record
AAUAUUGUGAUCAAUGAUGUUGUUCAUCAUCGCAAUAUUCCUUCUGGUGGCCAUUUGUCUCGUUAUCUGCAUGUGGCUUCAAUACCCGACGCCCUAUUGCGACGUCCAGUUCAUCUUAACUCAGCUUCGCAGACAGCGAACUCUAUCGAUGUACGCGAAGAUGAAGAUACCGUUCACGAUAGCUGAUAAAUUUGAAGAACACGCCACGAAGUCUCCCGCCAAAACCAUGCUCAUUUUUGAGGGGAAGAAGUACACGUAUGACGACGUCAAUCGAAGAGCCAACAGGAUUGCAAGAAUCGCCCAACGGAUGGGGUUUAAACGUGGGGAUAAGGUGGCCUUCUUCAUCGGAAACGAACCUGCAUUCAUCUGGACCUUACUGGGUUUCAGUAAACUAGGUGUGACCUGCGCGCUCUUGAAUGUCAACCUGAGAUCGAAGGCCCUAUUACAUUGCUUGCAGAUCAGCGAAGCCGCUACUCUUAUCACAGUUACUGGCAACUCGACGGAGCAAGCAUUGGAAGAGGUCAUGUCGGACUUGAAAGAGAGGGAAAUUUCGGUGUGGAGCCUGGACCCCGAAUUCCCCGUCCCAGCUGAUCGUUCAGAGGAUGACCUUAACCCGCCCCGUGACGUCAGAGAUGGCCUCAACAUUCGAGAUGCCCUGGCGUACAUCUACACGUCAGGAACAACGGAGGGGAAAGGGAGGAUGACUGCUUACCAAACGUUAACAAAUAACAAACAAACAAACAAUAAAUCAAAAAGUAUAUACCGGGCCAGCUACUUUCAAUGCUCCAUUACAAAUUUGAAGAUAAAUAUGUUUACUUGCAUAUUGCCCAUACUUCAUGGCCACACACCUCUUAACUUAUGUUUUUGUUUUCUCGUUCAUCAUUCAGGUUUACCCAAGGCUUCUCGCUUGUCUCAUUACAAGAUGUUGGCCGGUGGAUUCAUGCUAGAAACAUUCAAAAUGAGCAGUGAUGACGUCAUGUAUAUCACACUGCCUCUUUACCACGUGUCGGCACUGUUCAUUGGACUGAGUAACGUCAUUAACGCAGGUGCUACAUGUGUCUUGAGACGCAAGUUCUCUGCAUCAAAUUUCUGGAGUGAUUGCCGCCAAAAUGACGUCACAAUGUUCAUGUACAUCGGCGAGCUCUUCCGCUAUCUAAUUGCACAACCAAAGGUUUUUAGUGAAAACGACGUUUUUGCCAAAAGCAGGGAAAGUCAAAUUAAAGAUAGUUUCUCUGGUAAAAAUGAUCUCGACGCUGUCAACAAGGUUCGCCUGGCCAUCGGUAACGGGUUGGGUGCCGACAUCUGGAAAGAGGUCAGCGACCGUUUCCGCAUCGAGCAAAUCGUUGAACUCUACGGAGCGACCGAGGCCAACUUCGGACUCAUGAACUUGGACAAUACCGUCGGGUCAGUAGGAAGAUGGCCCCCAAUUCUGCAGGCGGUGUGUAGGAUUGAGCUUAUCCAGUAUGAUUAUGAAACAACACAACCCAUUCGAGAUGACAAUGGCAGAUGCAUCCCAGUUACACCAGGUGAAACUGGUCUGCUGGUAUGCCCCGUCAAUCGGAUCUUCCCUCUAGACGGGUACGUGGGAUGCAAGUCACUCACGGAGAAGAAACUUAUACGAGACGUGAGGAAAGAAGGCGAUGUCUUCUUCAACACAGGUGAUCUUCUGGUUCGAGAUAAGAACUUCAAUCUCUACUUCAAAGAUCGGAUUGGUGACACUUUCAGAUGGAAAGGAGAGAACGUAGCUACAACUGAGGUUUCCCAAACCCUGAACGAACUGCCAGAAAUACUGGAAUCCAGCGUGUAUGGAGUUGAAGUACCAGGUCACUAUGGAAAAGCGGGCAUGGCUGCCAUAUCACUCAACCCGGGAUCAGACUUCAGUCCAGCUGUUACAUUUAAACACAUCACCUCCCGCCUACCCAACUAUGCAUGCCCACGAUUCAUCCGUAUCAUGGAACAACUGGAGCACACAGCUACUUUCAAGCAGAAGAAAACCAGACUGGUACAGGAAGGUUUUGACCCAAGAGUGGUGUCCGAACCCAUCUUUGUGUGGGACCAAACUCAAGAAACGUAUGUCUUGCUAGAUAAUGAGCUAUACGAAAACAUUCAAAAUGGCAAUAUGAGAUUAUGA